AUGACAGAGAUUUCUUGGAUCGAUGGUAACAAUAGUUGCUGUUCUGUCUUUUGUUGGUCAGGUGUGGGAAAGUCUGGCUUUGUUGGAAAGAGCCACAGCCAGGGAAAGGAUGACCCUGUGUUGCAAUAUGUGGUUAACAACUCACUUAGGGAACAUCCAGUCCUCACCAAACUCAAACUGAGAACCUUUGAAGACUCAGGAAGUGGGAUGCUGGUUGCCAGUGAACAAGCUCAGUUAAUGGCAAAUCUCAUUAAACUGAUCAAUGCAACUAAAGCCAUUGAAAUAGGGAUGUACACAGGGUACAAUGCACUGAACAUGGCUUUGGCUAUGCCAGAGAAUGGAAAAGUGGUUGCUUGUGAGAUAGAAAGCACCUAUGUGGACAUUGCCAAACCAUUUUUCAAAGAGGCUGGAGUUGAACAUAAGAUAGAUGUACGACUUGAAAUGGCCAUGAAGACACUGAAUGACCUUAUUGCCGCCGGGGAAGCUGGGACAUAUGACUUUGUGUUCAUCGACGCUGAUAAAUUAAACUAUGACAAUUACUAUGAGAAGUCCCUUGAGCUCAUCCGAAAAGGGGGAAUCAUUGCAAUUGACAACGUGCUGUGGGGCGGCAAGGUUGUAAAUCCUGCUCCUGAUGACUUCACCUCCCAGAGUUUGGAUGCUCUCAAUAAGAAGCUGCACAAGGACCAGAGGAUUGAUCUGAGCAUGCUCCUUGUGGGCGAUGGCCUGACUAUUGCCAUUAAACGUUAAAAUCACUAGUUUGUUAGCAGUAGUUUUUUUUUAUAAUUGGUGCAUUGAUUUUAAAAUCAACUAUAAGAAUAAAACAUCAUAUGUGGAAUACAUUGCCUUCUGUAUGGUUCUGUCAACCUUUUCCACAGAUUAAACUUUCUCUUUAUGAUUACUGGCUUUACAAAGAGAGCAAUCAUCAAGUGCUAAAUGGGACAAAUAUAGAGUUUCAAGCAUCAAUAUAGAAUACCAGUAAUUUAUAUACAAUAAAUGUCACAGUUCUUUCAACUAAAUAUACUUAAUAAAAAAGUAAGAAAGAAAAAAGUGGUGGUGGAAAGUAAGUACAUUUACUCAAGCCCUGUAAUUAAGUACAAUUAAAAGGUCAUAGGCUACCUGGCAGUAUAUAAAGUAAACAGAUUUGGCCACA
This is a messenger RNA of Monopterus albus (swamp eel), 1150 nucleotides long. It is a transcript of the gene comtd1a, whose product is annotated as catechol-O-methyltransferase domain containing 1. The coding region runs from base 1 to 747 and encodes 248 amino acids. The record is from RefSeq and is a predicted model, not a curated record. Gene Ontology annotation, molecular function: O-methyltransferase activity; S-adenosylmethionine-dependent methyltransferase activity. NCBI's taxonomy places the organism in Eukaryota, Metazoa, Chordata, Actinopteri, Synbranchiformes, Synbranchidae. The transcript is spliced from 6 exons.